Schistosoma turkestanicum is the source of this 1552-nucleotide messenger RNA. The record is from the annotation of a GenBank genome assembly. Lineage: Eukaryota; Metazoa; Platyhelminthes; Trematoda; Strigeidida; Schistosomatidae.
CGUUAUCGAAAACACAGAACUAUUGCGAAAUAACAAAAAUCGAACUCAGGGAAGUCCAUUGGUUUAUAGUAGCUCAUGAAAAAAGUAUUGGAUAUUGUACUUGGGAUUCCUAAUUUGUAAACCGCUCUAAAUAAAAGUAUAUUUUGUAACCGCUCUCUGUUAACCAUGGACGCUAAGAAAAUAAAGGAUGAUACGAACACAUUUUUUGGUCGUUUUUCCCAGAUUGUUGAGGAGGCAUUCGGUACAGCUGAUAGAACAAUGUACAGUACGGAUUUGACUGAGCUCAUCCAAGAAAGUGAAAAACGAAGAAACUGGGCAGUCAGCAUUUUAGCACAAAUAGAAAACGUUAUUCAACCGAAUCCAGCCCUGCGAAUUGAAGAUUUCAUACUCAAAGGAAUGAAUAGGGAGAAAGUUCGCGUUAGUGCUAAUGAACAACUGGGUGAAAGUAUGGAUCGCAUUAGUAGCCUUAUUAAUAAAAAUUCUCAUUAUGGUUCAUCAGGUGAAGCACUUAAAAAAUGUGCAACAGCUCAAAUAGAAAUUGGUCAAUCUGAAAGAAAAUUACAGGAAACUGUCUCUUCAGAAUACAUUGCAUGGUUACGCUGUUAUAUAGCAUCUGAAGCCAAAUUAGCUAAACAAGAACGAGAUAAAUUGGAAAAUGCUCGAUUGGAUUUAGAUCGUAUUAGAACAUCACAGAAACGUGCAAAAAGUAACAAGCAAAAUGAAUUCGAUCGAUUGUUGAAAGAUGCAGAAUCAGCUUUUAGUUUACAGUGUGAAACUACUAAACGGUGUUUACAACAAAGCAUAGACAAAUUCGAUUCGCAAAAAGAAGAGUUGACAAAACUUUUAAAAGCUCAAUCCGAACACUUUAGAGCAUGUUCUGAUGCAGUGGAAUCGGCAUUACGUGCGAUGUAAAAACAGAUCAAUCAAACCAGUUGAAUUAGUUUGACUUCUACUAAUUGUGUACUUCCAUCAUACUGAUAAUUCAACAAAACAGACAUCGACAUAUUUCACUGAAAAUGAUUCUCCAUGUCAGCUGUAUCAGUAGUUCAAAUAAUUUCAGUUUGUCUAGUUCGUUUUUAUUGGUUUUAAAUAAAGUUCAAUAUUUAGUCCCGGCUUAAGAAAACAGUAAAUCUUCAGAAUCUAAUUGUAGAUCUUCGUAAUUCGAUCAAUUAUAAUACAGAAUCAAUGAAAUUAGUGUUAUUCCAAAUCACUUAAAUCUCAAUUGUAAUAUUCAUAAACAUUUUAUCGUUAGUAUAAUCUUUUCCACUUAAUUGUAAUUACAGAGUGAAAACAUUAAGAAUUUGCCGCAAUUAUGUUAGUAAUAAAACGAAUGGAUUUUGGAUAAUAUGCCUAGACAUUUACAUCUUAUUUAUUAUUGUGUCGUAUUUAAAAGUUAAUGACAGUUUUGUUUACAUAUCUGUGAUAUCUCUAGAAAUUUUUAAAAGCAAUAUUUUUUCUUGUCAACUGUUGUUUUUUUUUGUAAUAAUAUUUGAGUUUUCUUUUCAUACUUCUAAAAAAAUAAACGGAAGAAUAAAUGUCUCUUUGUUUCUCA